Messenger RNA from Helicoverpa zea (corn earworm), 3681 nucleotides. RefSeq names its product galactosylgalactosylxylosylprotein 3-beta-glucuronosyltransferase I-like (gene GlcAT-I). Gene Ontology annotation, molecular function: galactosylgalactosylxylosylprotein 3-beta-glucuronosyltransferase activity. The coding region runs from base 226 to 1128 and encodes 300 amino acids. NCBI's taxonomy places the organism in Eukaryota, Metazoa, Arthropoda, Insecta, Lepidoptera, Noctuidae. Gene Ontology annotation, cellular component: Golgi membrane. The transcript has 6 exons. Gene Ontology annotation, biological process: carbohydrate metabolic process; chondroitin sulfate proteoglycan biosynthetic process. The record is from RefSeq and is a predicted model, not a curated record.
UCAUAUUCUGACGCAUUCGUAAAUUAUCUGUGAAUGAAAGCGUCAAAUCAAUCUGUCAUUCGUCGACGGCGAAUCGGCCGCAUCAGCGGACUCGAGUUACAAAUUAUUUUACAAUUUAUUUGUAAACCGAACUGUGUAGUGUGUACAAUAAUGUAUCAUUGACUGUGAGACGCACGUACAAAGUGUCCAUAAGAAAUAAUUGAUCGGAAAGUGAUCGACAAUAAGAUGCCUUUUGUAAACAUCAAGAAGCAAUAUCUAGCAAUCGGGAUGUUAGUUUUCGUUUUAUUAUUUUUAUUUAAUACACGGCCCGCUUUUCAAUGUCAGUUUAAUGCAGAAGUGAGUCCAUAUCUCCCGGUUAUUUACGGGAUUACUCCGACGUACGUGAGGCUGGCACAAAAGGCGGAUCUUACAAGGUUAUCACAAACUCUGAUGCAUGUGAAGAACUUCCAUUGGGUUGUGAUCGAAGACUCCUUGGAGAAGACAAAGUUGGUUGCGAACUUGCUCAAAGAGUCAAACUUAAAAUAUACACACCUUAAUAUUAAAACUCAUAAAACAAAACAUUCAACGCCUGUGCCUUUAAUGAGAAUAAAAGGGGCCAGAGGUCUUUUAGCGAGUGGUGUGGAACAAAGGAAUCUGGCAUUGGACUGGCUAAGGGGCCAUUUGGACAAGAGCGAAAACAAAGCAGGCGUUGUGUACUUCAUGGACGAUGACAAUACCUACUCGCUCAAAGUCUUUGAUGAGAUGCGGAAAGUAAAGCGAGUAGGCGUCUGGCCGGUCGGUAUAGUGGGGGGCAUGCGAGUAGAGAUGCCCCUUGUGUCGGACGGCAAGGUGAGCGGUUACAACGCCUGGUGGAAGCCGUUCCGACCCUUCCCUAUAGACAUGGCAGGGUUCGCGAUCAAUGCUACUCUGUUCCUGGAACAUCCAGAAGCCAAGUUCUCCAGAAAAGUCCAGUCUGGUUUUCAGGAGAGUGAAAUAUUAAAAUACUUCACAACUAAAGAGGAACUAGAGCCAUUAGCGGACAACUGCACAAAGGUGUACGUCUGGCAUACACGUACGCAAAAACCUUCUAUACUUAACCCUAAGAAACUGAAGCGUCCCAUCGUACCAGACGAUCAUAUCGAGGUCUGAGUCCAUACAGUAUUAAACUGGUCUUUUAUCUACAGGGAUAAACUCCCAAAAGAACAAAAAACCCCCCAUAUACAUUGAAGGGUUAAAAUGUUCUCGUAACGAUGUUUAUAUUCUACAAUCUACUUUUAAGUACUUGAAUACUCAAUUGGUGUAUACUCAGAACAAAAAUGUAUCGUCUAUAUUCUACUGUUUUGUAGAUUCUAAUUUAUAUUUGUUUUGUACGAAAUUCAUACAUAUUCUGAUAUUUCUAGCUCCAAAAUGCCACUUAUUCCUUAUAUUAAAUAAUGUAGUCUGACAUUAUUUUGUGCAAUUAUAAAGAGCUUAUUAUUACAUGACCAUUAUUAUUUAUUCAAUUUGAAUGUAUAUUAUUGAAAGGCAAUAUUUAUUAUUAAAUAAUUUAGUAUCAAGCUAGUAGUUAUAUUUUAUAACAAACAAUGACUUGUGUGUGAAAUACAGGUCAAACUGUAAAAUUAUCUUUAAAACUAAUACAAAUAAGGAUCAAUAUUGUUUAAUUCAGGUAUUUAACGUAAAUACAAUUUCGUUUUACUUAGUGACCAUUGAAGAAAGUCCGGCAUCGUGUAAUAAUAUAUUUAUUUGCUUUAUAUUGAUUGCAUCAUAUUUAAUAGAUACAAAAGUAUAUUCUUUUUAUUAUGAAAACUGCAUUAGUAUCAGUUGAUACAGAGGCUUUCCCAGUGGGGUAGGAUUAUUAUGAUUUCAUCACAAUCAAUCAUAAUAACAUUUAUUUGAACAAUUCGUUUUAGACUUCAAAAUUGUUCCAUUGCGUUCAGUAUUAUAAAUAUUUUUAUAUCGUCGACUUGUUUGUAAAAUAAAUUCUGGGUCGCGUAGAAAAGGCUAGAUUUUAUAUUAAAAGAACUAUUUACGUUUUAUAAGUAAUUUAGCGUAAUAGCAUAAUUAUAUUUUAUGAAAAAAAAAACAUCCUCUAGUAUAAUGCUAGUCUUAUAUUUUUGUAUAUAUUUUGCAAUAGUCUAAAUUCAUAUAAAAAAAAACUUUAGAUACAUUCAUUUAUUAAGUCAACUUUCUAUUAUUAUAAUCACAGUCGUCAUAAUACUGUAUUUAGAUUUUAGUAAAUUAUUUCAUAGAGAUUAGUUGAAAAUCAUGUAUCAAAGCUAUUUUUAAUAUGUCUGUAAUUUGAACGCCAUCUUGAAACAGUGCUGCCAUCUAGAUUAAGUUUGGUAAAGCUUAGGCGGUAUUUGAAUUCUUGCAUGGAACAGUUUUACGCUGGAUUGCGAGUACGAUAUAAAAUUUUAGACUCUAUAAUAUCCGUUUUAUAAGGUCCAUAUUACAGAAUCAUAAUCAGCAACGUUUUCUAGCACUCAUUUUACUAGGUCUUACGAAACCGAAACCCGGUCGUAUUCUAAGUUCUAACUUUAAUUUAUAUGAAUAAAACGCAAUCAGUAUUUGUAAAACUUUUUCGUGUAUUUUAGUACUAAAUACUGUUCUUAAAACUAUUAUUAUUUUUUUAGCCUGUCCAUUUUGAACGACCGAAGCUUGAAAUGGACAAGCCAAAAAUCUACGUUCUUUGUAUUAGCGCUCAUUGUUUCAAAUGGAACUGCUGUAAUUUUGUUAUUGCAUAGUAACUGUAUAUUCCCAGUGAAAACAGGGAUAUAAGCCUAUGACCGAUCUAUAGUGUUCGGUAUUAUUUUGAUGUCAGGAAUCUUCAAAUGCCAAAAUGCAUUUUCGGAAACUGUAUCGCUUUUAUUUUAUUUAGUUGAAAACCGUCAUAUGAUACAUUAUACUGAAACAGAUUUUAAAGUAAAAGAGGUGGUGUUGUGUUCUUCAUAAUAACAUCUCUUGCAUUCAAAUCUAUCAUUAUAACGUAUCAUAGCACGGCCCAUAGGAUUGCAGCUACUUAUUUUGUGUUCUAUAUAUGCAUACAGUUAAAAGCCUUACCUACAUAUUUCACAAAAAUCAUAACAAUUUCUUAAGAAGGUACCAUGUAUAUGUAAUACUGUAUCUAAUAGCUAUUUAUGUAUACGGAACAUAUUAAUAAUCUCCCCAUUUUUUUAGUGGGGUUCAAUAAAAAACAAUUAAUAAAUUAAAUACCAGAAAAAAAAUGUAUUUUCGCCUUUACUGAACCAUAACUGCCGAUGUACCAUUUAAGAUUCCAAGUAUUCUGUAAUUAGUUUACAGGCCUAAUUAGUCACUAGGAAUCACUAUAGAAAUAGCGUACCGAGAAAUGUAGCUCACGAAAACUGCACUGAUGUAACUCAAGUUACAGUUUGCUCCAAAUAACUUUGCAACUCUGAAGAUAGCCAUUUAACUUCUUGCUCAUUUGUCAAGAAGCUUUACUUGUCCGAAUGUAGCUACACUCCAUUUGACUGGGCACUUAACGGGGAAACGAUCUUGAUACUACUUUUCAUGUGUGUGUGUCAAAAAAAAAUGCAACAAAUACAAUACCUAAUCAAUUAAAUCAUUGUAGUAUACUUAGUUAAUGUUUCAAUAUAUCGACUGCAAGCAAGCAAUACCUCCUAUCUGACAUUUUUGUUUCAAAAAAACAAAAAACUUGUAUCUACCAUAAACUACCUUUAUAUU